Molecule: messenger RNA, 1029 nt
Organism: Notothenia coriiceps (black rockcod)
Lineage: Eukaryota; Metazoa; Chordata; Actinopteri; Perciformes; Nototheniidae
Product: fibrous sheath CABYR-binding protein-like
Exons: 2
Coding region: 1-1029 (342 amino acids)
Biological process (GO): cholesterol homeostasis; triglyceride homeostasis; lipid catabolic process
Cellular component (GO): extracellular region
Molecular function (GO): A2-type glycerophospholipase activity; calcium ion binding
Source: RefSeq, a predicted model, not a curated record
AUGGGUCAAAGUCUGCUCCCCAGUGGCAGAGCCAGUAGGAUCACAGUGUUUUGUCCCUCACUGUCUCGCUCUUCUCCCUCUGUUAACAACACCUCGCCUGAGGACUGCUUCCUCUGCUUGGAUUGUCACCAGCUUACCACCAUGCUGUUCCGGACUGUGCUUCUGCUCACCUUAUGCGUGUCCACAGGCAUGAGUGCCACUUUAGGCUUCUACCUGGCUCAAGCAAAGGAGAAGGAAGCUCCAUCUGUGGAGACCGUCACUCAUGGGAUUGUGGAAGCUGCCCCUGUAAGCACAGCUGAAGAACAUGUUGUUCCUGCAGAUCCAAAAGAAGAUGAUCCACCUGGGGAUGAGGAACAUGUCGCUCUUUCAGAUCCAAAAGAAGAUGAUCCACCUGCUGAGGAGGUACAUGUCGCUCCUGCAAAUCCCCAAGCAGAUGAUCCACCUGCGAAUGAGGAAGAUGUAGCUCUGGCAGAUCCCAAAGAAGAGGAUCCAUUUGCAGCUGAGGAACCUGAAGCAAAUACCAUCGUUGGGGACAAUCGAGUGGCUGAUAUACUUGAAGUGGACAACGUAGCAGCUGGUGAACCAGAAGUGGAUGUGCCUGUAGCAGAAGAGCCAGAGACACGCAGUGAUGACGCUGCUCUGGAAGAUCUUACUGAAGCUGAAGCAGUCACCCAGGAGCAACAUGAGGAAGAGGAGGACAACGACAUCAAACCAGUCCAGACAGAGCAGUCCCAGGACGAGCUCGAAGCAGCAGAAGAAGAAAAAGAAGAAGAUAACAGCUGGAGCUUCUACUCAAUUAGAAAUAGAUUCCAGUCUAUGAACGGAUACUACAACUCCCUGGUGGAGCUUGUGGGGGGACGCGAUGGUGUGUGUCAGUACCGCUGCAAAUAUGGAGAAAUUCCUCAACCUCGUCCCGGCUACCAGCUCCCAGAGCCCAACGGCUGCAGCUCCUCUCUGGUUGGAUUCCAGGUGAAUGACGCAGUAGGUGGCCUGUUUAUAGCACCAACAGCCCAAACAUACAUCAUUUAA